AUGCCUCAGGAUCUCGACAUAGCGUCCAUCUGCGCCGAAAUCGCUCGGUCGUACUCGCCCUGCGACGUCUCCGACGCGCUGUUGAAACUCCAUGUCCCUUGGGCCGGCUACCUUCGCGACAUCUCGCCCAUCCCCGCUCGCCAUGGCUCCAGCAACCGCCUCGUGGCCCCCAUCAGCACAGUGGUCUUCGUCGACACGGCCCACGCGCCAGGCACGCAGUAUGACGGCAUAAUCGUGCCCCCGGAGUCCAAUCUCCCAAAUGACAAACACUUCUCCGACGUUGCGCCGGCCGGCUCGGUGGUCCUCCUGCAGCAACCCUCGCACCAGAUCGCUGCUCUGGUCGGCGAUAUCGUGGCGACGCGGUACAAGGUCCGUGGCGUCCGAGGCUGCUUCAUCGACGGCCGGGCACGGGAUGUCGUGGGAUGCGGUGAGCUCUGCAAGGACGGAAACUUUCAAUGCUGGGCGAAAUCACUGUCAAGUCCCGGCACGAGUCUCCAGGGAAGGCCGUGGGCGGUGGAUGUGCCGAUCAAGAUCGGAGACGUGGUGGUGGAGCCGGGAGACGUGUUGGUGGCCGACGAAGCGGAGAUGGUUUGCUGUGUGAUUCCCAGGGCAAAGUUGAAGGAGGUGAUGGAGCUGUUGCCCGUGCAUAAAGAGGCAGAUGAUGGAUUGUUGGACGAUGUCAGAGGUGGAAUGGGCUUCAAGGAGGCGAUCAAGAGGUGGCCGAAGCAUUAUAGUAAUCAUUGA
Messenger RNA from Fonsecaea multimorphosa CBS 102226, 744 nucleotides. RefSeq lists its product as uncharacterized. The transcript has a single exon. Bases 1 to 744 code for a protein of 247 amino acids. NCBI's taxonomy places the organism in Eukaryota, Fungi, Ascomycota, Eurotiomycetes, Chaetothyriales, Herpotrichiellaceae. The record is from RefSeq and is a predicted model, not a curated record.